AUGAUGGCCAUGCGCUUGGUCUUGUCCCUCGUCGCCGUCGUCGGCGGCGCGGGGAGCCGGGGGUCGAGCGGCUGCGAGGCCUGCGUCGGCCUGAGCGCCCGCGGGUGCCUCGACGCCCUCGGGGCGUCCCUGGCGGCCCUCGGCGACGGCAGCCGCGUGAUGGUGCUCGAGACGGUCCUCGCGGGCAGCGACCGCUGCGACGGCGCGGACCUCGCGACGUGCGCGGCCCGCUACGACGAGCUCGUGGCGUCGCUGGCCCGGCCGGCGCGCCUGCGGCGCCUGCGGGCGGCCUGCGGCGGCGGCCGCGCGGCCGCGGCCGCGGCCGGCGCGGCCGCGCCGGACGCGUUCGGCGCCGGCGGCGACGGCGCCGCGGCCGCCGGGCCGCCCUGGGGCGUCGCGAGCCUCGGCGGCUGGUCCCUCGGUUCCGCGGGGCGCGAGACGGCGACCUGCGCCGCCUGCGACGGCGCGGCGACGCGCGACGGCUGCGUGCGGGCCGCCUUGGCCGCGCAUUUCGACGACGCCGCGGGCCUCGCGGCCGUCGUCGACGCGCGCGUCCUGGGGCAGCCCGACGACUCCGACGACGACGCCGCGCGCGCGGCGCUCCUCGCGGCGCUCUGGGACGGCGGCGUCGACGGCGCCGCGCGCUACGCCGCGGUCGUCUCGGCGUGCGCGGCCGUCGAAGCCCGCGGCCGCGACGCCUUCCUCGGCGACGGCCGGGGCGCCGCCUACGCCGAGGAGCGGCGCACGGGCUCCUGCGGCGCCUGCGGCGACGGCGACGACGCCGCGUGCGCCGCGCGGCUCCGGGAGGCGCUCCGCGCGGCGGACGACGACGACCGCCUCGCGGUCUACGAGGUCGCCUUCGCCGGCGGCGACGACUGGUGCGCCGGCGGCAACGACGCGGCGACCUGCGCCGACCGGCGCGCCGACAGGCUCGAGGGCGUCCUCUUCGACGGCCUCGACGACGGCGCGCGCGCGGACGCGCUCGAGCGCGCGUGCGCGGCGGCGCGCCGCGCGUCGGGCGCGUCGUGGGCCGCGCCGCUCCUCGGGCGCAAGGCCGACGACGACGAGGUCAACGACCUCACGACGACCACCACCACCACGGCGAAGACGAAGAAGCGGGGCUACGUCGACGGCUACGGCGCCGCGCGGACGGCGGGCGCGGCCGCCGUCGCCGCGGGCCACGCGUCGCGGAGCCGCGGCGGCUCCGUGAACCGCCGCUACAAGCGCAAGCGCACGUCGCUGACGUUCGCGAAGACCUGUGCGAAGACGGUGUUGCCCCUCGCGGGGCUCUUCGCGGCCUUUUACGUCGCGCGCGCGGCCGCGCGCCGGCUCCGGGGCCGGCGCCAGGGCUACGCGCGCGUGCCCAAGUCCGACGACCUACCCGACGCCGGGGGCCAGGUCUGGGCCAUCCCGACGUCGGGCCUCGUGCGCCGGCCGUCCGCGGAGCUCCUCCAGCAGACCGCCGACGCCAUGCGCGACGAGGAGCGGUUCCAGAUCUGA
Aureococcus anophagefferens is the source of this 1500-nucleotide messenger RNA. RefSeq lists its product as hypothetical. The transcript is spliced from 3 exons. NCBI's taxonomy places the organism in Eukaryota, Pelagophyceae, Pelagomonadales, Pelagomonadaceae. The record is from RefSeq and is a predicted model, not a curated record. The coding region runs from base 1 to 1500 and encodes 499 amino acids.